AUGGCACAGGCGUGGCAGGACGAGAUCCGCCUCGCCCUCCUGCACCGCGACCACCGCGAACACGCCCUCGCACCCGUCAUCGCACACUACUCGCGACUCGCCCAGCAGACGCUCGCAUUGAAGGAGCGCAACAAUGCACUUGUGCAUGCAGCGAGGACGGGCGGGACAGGCGGAGGAGCUGCGCAGGGGAGGGACACCGACAGCGCAGUCCACUCCGCCUUGAUCUCCUCUCUCGAAUCGCAACUCGCGCAAACCCGCGCCGACCUCUCGGAGCAAUACAAAGUCCAAUCCCUGAACGCCCAGCGGCUUCUCUCGCUCACCGACUCGCUACGGGAGGCUGAGGAACGCGGAAGAGACGAGAGAGACGAGUUGGCGAGGUUGAGGACAGAGGUCGCUGCGCUGAGGGAGAAAGAUGGCUGGUACAAGGACAUGGUCAAGGAGAAGGAGCGUCAACUCGUCAUCCUCCAAGACGAACUCGCGUCUCUCGAACUCGAACUCUCGCAACUCGAACUCCAGAACUCGAACCUCAAAACCGACAACGCCGCGCUCCUCCAACGGUGGCUCGAGAGCAAAGCGGAGGAGGCGAACCGGAUGAACGAGGCGAAUGCGUUCCUGGAGGAGGCGAAGAAGCUGAAGAGGGAGGCGGAAGACGGCGACGGGGGCAAGGGGAAGGGCAAGGAAAAGGAGAAGGAGAUGGAGGCGAUUUGA
Messenger RNA from Rhodotorula toruloides NP11, 708 nucleotides. Its product is annotated as Autophagy-related protein 16 domain protein. The transcript is spliced from 3 exons. Gene Ontology annotation, cellular component: autophagosome membrane. Gene Ontology annotation, biological process: autophagosome assembly. The coding region runs from base 1 to 708 and encodes 235 amino acids. NCBI's taxonomy places the organism in Eukaryota, Fungi, Basidiomycota, Microbotryomycetes, Sporidiobolales, Sporidiobolaceae. The record is from RefSeq and is a predicted model, not a curated record.